AUGUCUAAAGCAAAACGAAAGCGCUCUUUAUCGAAAAUUUCUGUUGAUGAAGAAGGAAAUGCGACAUCCCCAAAGAAAGCAAAAGAAUCUGUAUCCACAAUAUCAGAGGUCGAGUUUAAAUUUUUUCUGCGUGACGAAGAAACAAUUACUGAAGGACUCCAAAAAUUUGUCCAGACAUCUGAAUUAUUCAGCGAUGGAUAUCCCUGUACUGACAUUGUGGUCAAUUAUUGUACUAGUUCAUCGAAUGUGGCAGAGCUGUGGAACCUGAUUGAACCAAGUAGCUGUAAAUUGAAAAUAAAUGAAGUCGCUUUAGUAUUUCAGUGUCUUGAACAAAUUUUGACAAGAAUUCGGACUGAUUUAUUCAAGAUGUCCUCAAUGGGUGAAGCUAUCGUACAAAGAUUGCUUGCUGCUCACAUGGGACAGGUCUAUAAUUGUCUUAGAGAUCAGAAUAAAUCUAAAACCAUCAAGUCAGCUGUCACAUUACUCAUUGCUAUGGUCCUGCUAAGUGACAAGUCUAAAAAGACUGUUUUGGCAAGGCUUAACUUUGGGCAUCAAAAUUUUCCUCCAUUGUUUAAACGAAGAAACAGAAAGGAUCCCCAAGAUGUGAGAAGUUGUAUGGUUCUACUAACACUGGCCUUCCUUCUGGACAGUGAUAAUGCUGUCAUUACAGUCUUGGUACAACAGAAAACUUUUCUACAGUUUGUUAUUGCUGGACUGAUGUAUGAUUCUAAAGAAGUGGUAGUAGAUACACUGGCUACCUUAAUGGAUAAGGUUGUUAAAUGUCCAGGUGUAAGUAAAACAGAUAAAAUCAAAUUGUUCUCUGAAGUAACUUUGAAGCAGAUCUGUGAACUCUUCAACUGGAAAGGCCCCACAGGCUGGACUGCUGGCAAAAAAAGUAAAAGCCAAGAAGAAUUGAUUGAAGCUGAUGAAGGAGACAAGCAAGUGGUGGCAUCUGUGGCAUUUAAUUUUCUGACAGAACUUUGUUGUUCUCAUAAACAUGGCAUCAAUUUCUACGACAAGACUGUAGGAACAGGAAAUAGGACUCACAAUCAAUUGCUAGCUCACUUCUUGGACUGGCUUGUCAAGAAAAUAGAUGAAGAGCACAUAGCUGACUUGGUCACCAGCAUUCUCUGUACCUGUCCUGACCUUAUUAAAUCAGUGUUGAACAGCUUGUCGCCAUCCUUCUCUCCUCGCUGGUCAGACAAGUGGAGUAAGCUUAUGGACUGGCUGGCUAAACUUUAUGGCUCCAUACCAGACAAACUCUUAACUCAGCCUGAGAUGCUGUAUGAUGCCAAUGCCAUAGUGUCCAUAGCAACAGUGUUCUGCCUUCCUCCUCCUAAAGUAGCUGUCAUCUUACAACAAAGUGUGAAGCAUGAAGAUAUUCGUGUUCGUCAUAAAGUCUUUCAAGUUGUCAUGGCCCUUGCUAUGAAGGCCAGCAAUAUAAAAACUGAAUUGAGUCAGCGUUUGUGUGCCGAUAAAACAAACAAGCUCAGAGAAUCAAUAUUAGAUUUAUUCACAGCAAAUGUGUUUAUGAUGUUACCAACAAUAAAUCAGAUUUUUGUGUGUGUGGAUAAGGUGAUGCAAAAAAUAUCUCAGAAUGACAAGAAAGAUGAAGAAGUCCUAGAUGUUGGUGAACAUAUCAAUGUGAUUCUACAAGUGCUGACAUUAUAUCAACACAUUUCACCCACUCUGGUAUCUGAAAAACCUAAAGAUCUUGCAAAGUUAAUUGAGAUGGUCAGUCAGGAAGCAGCUGACAUUAAUGUUAAUACAGACAGAGAUGAGGAUGAUCAUGAAGAAAAACCCAGACUUUUGCAGCCACAAUUCUAUUUACUUAAACUGCUUUCUGGGAUUGAUGCCAAACUACUGUCUCUAGGACGUGAGGGUAUGAUUCACAAACUGCUCUCACUAGCAAGUCAUUCAGGUCAAUACAAGAACACAUGUGUGGGACUGAUUUGUAAAAUGUUAAAAAGUGUGGAAAUAUUUAGUCACCAUGAGAAAGAGCUUUAUGUCUGGAUAGAGACAGCUUUAAGAAAUACAAACACUGAAUUCCUAAAAGAGAGCAUCAGUUUCCUGGCCAACAGUUUGUCAACUCUGAUCAACAAUCCAGCACCAUAUCUGGACAGGUUGCUUGAGGUGAUAGCUGGCCUUGACAUGACAGAUGGGAAUACUUUAGAGACUGCUGGAAGUGACAAAAAUACACUUAAUGACAUUCUAGCCAUGGACAUGAAACUUCUAGAUAAGAAACUAGCAGCCUUUGAGCCAUCUUCCAUUCACAUAUGUGACCAAACCUUGAACCUUUACCUCUCACCUUUGGCCUUGGUAGUUUUAGACAAUUUGGAGAGCAACACCAAAGUGGCUGGCAGUAUAAAAACCUAUAUCAGUCGUGUUUUUGUUCAGUUAGUCUACACAAUUGCAUCACCCCAGACUUUGGCCAGAGUUUUGUCCACAUGUAAAACUACUUUGGAUGGGAAUGUUCUAGAAUAUAUUUUCUAUUGGCUUGAUAAUAAGAUUUGGCCUUGUAAACUAAAACCUCUCUCAGCUGAGACGUAUGGAACAUGCAGUUACAUCUUGAUGAGAGUUUUCUUUGGUCAGAGCAAACUAGAAAUGUCUAGCAGCACUGUUAUUGACCAGUUGACUCAAGAGCUGAAAGCACUGGACACUGCAGCUAAACUAAAUGUACUGAGACAGGUGGUCUUUUACCUGACUGAGACAGCCAGAAGACCUCAAAGUGGAACUGUGUGUCAGAAAGUUUUGAUUGUUUUCACAUCCAUUGCUGAGAUUUUGAUAGAUGAGUUAGCUGCUGCUGAAAAGUGGGAUGAAGUGACAGCUAAGAAAGAUCAAUCUGAGCAAAGCUCAGACAUGUCAUUGUUAGUCAAUGAACUACAAACAGCUAAACUAAACUACAGCCACUCAGAACUCAGCAAUGUUAGCCAUCCCAUGAAUAAUGCUAAAGAAGAGAUUAUUGAAAUACUACAAAAUACUUCUAUAAAUAGCCUGAUAUUUCCUAAGUGUACACAACUCAGGGAUUUAAAAAAUCUUGACAAUGUACACAAAGUUGCUUGCUUGUUUUCAAAGUUCAUGAAUACUAUUUUGAUGAAAUGCAAAACUUGGACUUGGUUUGCAUCUGAAAAAGAACUUUUGAAAACUGUUGUGUUUGCUUUGCUGGCCAGCAUGAAAGAAGUGGAGAAGACUUCAGACCUAUACACAAUUUAUCUGAACCUAUUGAACACAGUGUAUCCAAUGUUAGAUCUGAUCAUCUUGUCCAGAUGUAUCACUCAGAUGCUUAAGAUGCCUUUGUCUGACUUCUUUGAAGAAGGUUCUUCAGAAGAGACAGAAACUUUCAGAGUCCUUUGUCUGCUGUUGCAGCAGUGGGUGCACCUGAUUGAAAUAGAUCCAAGUUUCACCAGUUCUACAAUAUUUCAGCAACUCACUCAAAAAAGUCACAGCACUAAAUCACAUAAUCCACCAAGCAAUAAUUGUUACAGCUGUGCCAUCCGAGUAACUUUUAGUAUUGAGGAGACGACUUCAUUGUCGCCUACAGAGUUUGUUCCCUUGUUUGAGCUCUUAACUCAGUGCCAAAACAGCCAGUUUUUAAAUGUUGUAUUGUUUGUUGUCACUCACCUGUCAUCAGAGGUAGUACAUCACAUAGGGGACACAGUUCUGUAUCAAAUGUUGGGGACUCAAAUGUCACUGAAGGCUGGAGCCACAACAGAACUGAUAGUUGCAUGUCUCAUAGAAAAUGAUGAAGAGUUCUACCUGAAGUCUGAGAAAUGGAUGCAAGCCAAUGCCAGUAAAGUGUUUAGGAAAAAGAAAUGGAACUUAAUCAGGUCCUAUCUUACAGCUUUCAGCAGAUUCUCAGAGAAAAAUGAAGAGAUAAUGAAAAAGUUAAAAAAGGCUGCACUUGAAUUUCUUACAACAGACAAUUUUGAUAUUAGUUGCAAAGAAUUGUUACACAUCUACCAGCAAUUGUCUGAAAUUAUCCAGUCAAAAGACCAACAUUUCCAGGCGGUCCUGGCCAAAGCUAUGUUAGAGUCUAUCAAGUCACAUGAUGUGCCUGACAAAUGUAACCAGUUUGCAGUGCUGCUUCUGUCUUCCAAGUUUGCUUACCUGUCAAGUGAUGAAAGAAAAAAAUCCACCCAUAAGCUGCUGGACCUACUGCUGAAGCAUCUGACUCACUUGACUUCAUCGAAAACAAACAGACAUACAGACACAGAGACAUACAUCUUGGAUUCACUUCCUCAGCUGAUUCCAGAUUGUACAGACAGCACACUUUCAUUUCUCCACUCCUACUGGAACAAACUGGUGACUAACACUCUCAGGUUUAUGUUCAUGAAUACCAAAUUGCUGAAAGUUCUCUGCCAGUUAGUUCCCUUUGUUUAUGCUUCCACUACUACUAUGACAGUGGUCAAUGCUCAGACCAUGUUUCAAAUGUGUGUCAACCACACUGGUUUUAUGAAUGUCAUGAUGACCAAAGAACACACAGAAGUUAAAAGUGAACUUGUCCAUCUCCUACACCUUCUUGGGGACAAAGAUCCUUCUGUAUAUGAAACUCAUCUUUCUAAGGUCCUUGUAGGAUCAUAUAAUGCAACUUUGUCUGAAACAGAUCAGAGACUUCUGGAUAUGAUCAAAAAGUGUCAGAAAGAUUCUAAAAAAUUUGAGUGCCCAUCAGUGUGGGGUAAGACUGCCAUAGAGCGACACACUGUAUCCAAAGUACUAGGACCAACUCUAGACAAAGAAGCUUCAGUCAAAUCUAUCCUGGAACAAAUAGAUCAGAGACAAAUGCAGGAAUCUAUUUUACAUUUUCCUCUCCGAAGGACUCAGAUGUCCACCAAUGUCACACAUGCCAGAGAGUUCAAGUCUAAGCCAACAUGCUACGACCCUAAUUUUUUUUUACCUUUGUUUGUACAGAUUCUCUCACCUGAUAAACUUGUUCCCCUGCGUUUGUUUGUUGAGAAGGGUUGCUUGAGUUACCUCCUCAUUGCACUCAGCAGCCAUGACAUCAAGUGUCGUCGCUUGGCCUAUCAUGCACUAAAUGACUUUCACGAUCAUGCCGAGGGUUCCAGGUGGCAGGAAAGACUAGAAGUAAAUUAUGUCUUAGACCUUAUCAACGGCAGCAGAGACCAAGAUGCUCAGAAAUUGCCUUAUGUCAUAGCCUUGUUCUUUGCCAGGGUGGUGAAGAUAUUGUUGUAUCCAGCUGACCCACUUUAUGUUCCUCUAUUCAAAUUUUUUGUUGCCAAAUCUGAGAUUGACUUACGGAACAUUCCAGAAUUUUACCAGCUGUUUUUUAGUCCACAUCUUCAGUACAAGCAAGAAAGGAACUGGCUGCUUUCACUUCUCUCUGAUGGCUUGAGGGAAACGUCAGACUAUUGGAUCUAUCAGAAGAAACUGAUCUUUAAAAUCCUCUUUUGCUACUAUGACUCUUCUAUCAGUGACUUUAAAUCUCAAGAACUGAUUCUAAAAACUCUACAAAAUGCCAGCCAAGAAAAGUUUAUAGCUGUUGAUCUAGUCAGAAAACAUGGGCUGAUGUCCUGGCUGUUGAAUGUGUCUAAAGGAUUAUCAAGAUGCCCUGACCACACGGAGCUUGUCUGUGAUCUGGUGCACACUCUCUGGAUCACCUUGGCUACAAUGAACUAUGCCACAUCUUCACCUGGCACUUUGACCAAACCUGGUGAUGGUUGGAGGGCUACAGAGGUGGACAAUGACAUUGUGGAGGAGGAUGUUGAAAUGCAAGAUGAAAACAAAGACAGAAAACUGGACAAGAAAACCAAGAUCACCAGUGGUCAGUCUGCCAAUGUUCCAACAUCUACCAAGGUGGAAAUGGGUUUAGUGGUCAAGUGUAUUAUCUGGACUUUAAGAAAUCCUUCCAAUCAAAGUCUGUUGAAGCUGUUAGAGGUCAUGAAUAUGUUGUUGUCUCCUGACACUCAAGUUGAGCCCACACUGGAAUGGAACAGAAAGACAGUCUGUUGUGUCAGUCUUAGCUCAGUAGAGGCCAGCCUCCUGUUGUACCAUGCUGCCAACAUAUUACAGUUACCCAGAAUUGCAGUGAAGGCUGCUGAACUCUUGAAACAGGAAGGAGUUGUUCCAGAGACACUAUUGACUAAAGUUACUUCAAGACCAGAGAUCACAUUAACAAAGAGAGAUCACUCUAAAACAGAAGAUGUCACUGAAGCAGAUGAUCUUAAUGAUGAUUCAUUACUAAAUAACACUGUAGGGGAACUCACUGAUGAGCUGUUCAAGACAGAACAGGAUGCUGACCUACAUAAGACGUUCAGUUUUGAAGAAAAACAAAAACUGCUGUAUUUAGUCUGUAGAAUAUCAAAUGUGACCAGGACACUUCAGUUUGUAUGAAUAUCAAAUGUAACCAGGACACUUCAGUCUGUAUGAAUUCUUUAACUGAUGUAGAUAGAAUGAAAUUACAACAGAUUUACAAAU
Messenger RNA from Biomphalaria glabrata, 6432 nucleotides. Its product is annotated as nucleolar pre-ribosomal-associated protein 1-like. The transcript has 33 exons. The coding region runs from base 1 to 6348 and encodes 2115 amino acids. The record is from RefSeq and is a predicted model, not a curated record. NCBI's taxonomy places the organism in Eukaryota, Metazoa, Mollusca, Gastropoda, Planorbidae. Gene Ontology annotation, cellular component: nucleolus. Gene Ontology annotation, biological process: maturation of 5.8S rRNA from tricistronic rRNA transcript (SSU-rRNA, 5.8S rRNA, LSU-rRNA); maturation of LSU-rRNA from tricistronic rRNA transcript (SSU-rRNA, 5.8S rRNA, LSU-rRNA).